AUAUCAACCCUGUGCAUUAAGGUCACACUGCCAUUCGAUGACACCGACCGCCCCUUCUUUUUUCAACGUGCAACCACACUGGUUCAGCGCUGCUCAAAAUAAAAAGAUUUGACUAUCUCGACCAGAGAAAUUGCUAAUAAUGGCUGCUGCACCCAAGGACAUUGAGAAGCCCCAUGGCGGCGAUUCUGCUUCAGUGCACCGCAUUCGCAUUACCCUGACCUCCAGGAACGUGCGUUCUCUGGAGAAUGUGUGCCGUGACUUGAUCAACGGUGCCAAGAACCAGAAUCUGCGUGUCAAGGGCCCCGUACGCAUGCCAACCAAGGUCCUGCGCAUCACCACCCGUAAGACUCCUUGUGGUGAGGGUUCCAAGACCUGGGAUCGUUUCCAGAUGAGAAUUCACAAGCGCAUCAUCGACUUGCAUUCCCCAUCUGAGAUCGUCAAGAAGAUCACGUCGAUCAACAUCGAGCCCGGCGUAGAGGUUGAGGUUACCAUUGCCAACUAAGAACGGCUGAUGUCCUUUUUCUACAA
Messenger RNA from Drosophila guanche, 528 nucleotides. RefSeq names its product 40S ribosomal protein S20 (gene RpS20). The transcript is spliced from 4 exons. Bases 140 to 502 code for a protein of 120 amino acids. NCBI's taxonomy places the organism in Eukaryota, Metazoa, Arthropoda, Insecta, Diptera, Drosophilidae. The record is from RefSeq and is a predicted model, not a curated record. Gene Ontology annotation, molecular function: RNA binding; structural constituent of ribosome. Gene Ontology annotation, biological process: translation. Gene Ontology annotation, cellular component: cytosolic small ribosomal subunit; ribosome.